Adineta ricciae is the source of this 4098-nucleotide messenger RNA. The record is from the annotation of a GenBank genome assembly. Lineage: Eukaryota; Metazoa; Rotifera; Eurotatoria; Adinetida; Adinetidae.
AUGUCGACUGAUGAAGUUAAUACCGCUAUUGGUAGCAGAAUAAUUUAUCAACUCGUCAAUCUGAAUUUGUUCUCAGCGAACGACGAAACAGUAAUAGAUCAACGUUUAGCUACUCGACUUUAUGUCAUAUUGGUCGGUAUUGGUCUUAUCGUUGUUCUGCUCUUUUCCGGCUUUAGCGUACAAACAAAUGUAAUCACUGUAUACGGAAAUCCUCUCUCACUCUCCUUUGUUGAGCGUUUGCAGUAUCACUAUUCAACAACUCUUUCUUGUCCAUGCACACAAACAUCAAUUCGUCGCGACAAGUUUUUAUCAUUAAUGCCCGAAUAUCAUCCAAUCUGUUCAAGUAUUUUAAUACAAUCGGAAUGGAUCGAAUCAUUAUUUCAAACAAAUAAUAGAAUUCGCUAUUAUCAUCCUCUUGACUUUCGAUUGAUAGCUUCAUCUCAAUUCGAAACUCUCGCCUUAUUAUGUCGCACAGUAUCGAGUUUNUCUUGUCCAUGCACACAAACAUCAAUUCGUCGCGACAAGUUUUUAUCAUUAAUGCCCGAAUAUCAUCCAAUCUGUUCAAGUAUUUUAAUACAAUCGGAAUGGAUCGAAUCAUUAUUUCAAACAAAUAAUAGAAUUCGCUAUUAUCAUCCUCUUGACUUUCGAUUGAUAGCUUCAUCUCAAUUCGAAACUCUCGCCUUAUUAUGUCGCACAGUAUCGAGUUUCAUCAAUGAUCAAAUAUACGGUGAGUUUGCAUCGAUGUUAAUGGUUUCUCCACAAUUGUCAACACGUCUUAUAUUCGAAGCAGAGGUUUCCGAUAUUGUCAAACAAUUUCAAAUUAAUACGGUUACAUCGUUAGUGCGCGCCAAUCGACUAUUAAAUACAAUGCUGGAGCAGAACUUAAUUAUGUCGGCCUUGAAAACUAACUUUUUCACAACGAUGAUACCAGGCUCUCGUGUUUUUGAUACUUACUGGAGCAUAUAUCCAACGGAUAUUAUGACAAAUGAAACCGAUCCAUUUAGUACAUCUGUUCCUUCUUGUUCAUGUACCUCAACAUUUGAAUGUACAUUUCCUGCUGGUAUAUAUAAUGAAGAUCCACGGAAUGGCCUUGGUGGUUUGAUUUUACCUCAAUCUCCACCACUCGCAAUCAUUCCUGGUAUAUUAACUGGUUGUACACCGAGUAGUUCGAUACUGCAAUCGACUUUGGAAUGUUUUUUCAAUCGAUCAUGUCUCACUAUGCUCGAUGACCCUUUCAAUGGAACUAUUGUACUAACAAAAUCACGUUUCUCACCCAACACAACUGUGAAUGUAUUGUUUACAGAAUUGUUUCUGGAAUCUUUGCACAAUACCAGUGAUUAUAUCAGCUAUUUCAGCGAAUGUGCUCCUUUAAUGUGUACUUAUAUAUAUUCACGGCGGUUUGAUGUGCUUCAUAUGGUCACGACGGUUACCAGCAUCUUUGGCGGUCUAUGUGUAAUCUUUCGAUUGUUAUCACCAUUGCUUAUUAAAUUCUAUCGACGAAUAACACUAGUACGAACUGAGAUCGAACAACUGGAAGAAGCCGAAGAAAUCCAUCCCGGAACAUCGACUCGUCUUCUUCAAAUUUUUCGUCUAGUUAAAGAAAAAAUUCUCACAUUUGAUUUAUUCGAAUCCGAUAAUAUUCAUAUUGGUAUAAUUUCAACCCGUGUCUAUGUUAGUUUAUUGCUUAUCGGAGCAAUUACUUUUUCAAUUUAUACAUCAUUAGCAACUGAUAUGUAUACUAUCACGAUACGUUCACCAACUCUAGCUCAAUAUGAAAAUGCCGAACUAAUAUAUUCGUCAAAUUUAAUAUGUAGCUGUUCGGAUCUUUCCAUUAAAUACAAUAAAAUCAUGAAUAUUCAGGUACACUAUCAUCAAGUAUGUUCAAGUGCAUUUAUAACCGACGUUUGGUUGGCUUACUUUGAUCUAGGCCCAAGGGCUGCUCUUUUAAGUUGGAAUUCGAAUGACUUUCGUGUUACUGGACAAAUAUUUUUCAGCUUGUUACAAGUAUUAUGUGAUAUGGCUGAUGAAAUUAUAGAUGGCGCUGUGAACAAUUUCAAUUUAACAGAUCUAAUCACUUCGAAUCUACUGACACGCAACGACUUCGAUGCUCAAACAGCCAUAAUAAUCGCGCAAUUCGAACUUGAAACGGUGGCAUCAUUUACGCGUUUGUUUGAACUGAUUCGAGUUUCAAUAAGUGACAAUCAACUUUUUGCCGCUCCGAGUACCAGUGCUAUCUUUGCUCCACAAAACAAUCAAACUAUAGGUUUUAUACCUAUAACGCAGAACAAUAAUUGUUCUUGUGGUAUAUCAAGUCAGUGUAGUGGUCUACGUGGCUUUUAUCCCAUGUGGAUAUUAGGUAUGCCAUUUAAUACUGAAGGUAGCGCGCAAUUAGUGCCUGGUUUCGUCGGUGCAUGUUUUCCUAUUGAAGCUGGACUUCUCUCCAGUCUGGAAUGUAUUUAUGAUCCAUCAUGUUUAGCAUUAUUGAUUGCAUGGCGUUCUUUCAAUAUAAGUGAUACUAUUAUAAAACCACUGGAACGUGCUACACUAAAUAUUUCUACUCUCAAUCCCUAUAUAAAAAGUCGUUUUUUACCUAAUACUACUGUUGAUAUAAUUACAGCUCAACUAUUCAUUGAAGAAUGGAUAACAAUGAGUAGUUAUGAAAAAUAUUAUAACCAGUGUGCACCUUCUGAAUGUACUUAUACAUAUACUCGUAGAUUUGAUAUACUUCACAUGACCGCUAGUCUAAUUGGUAUUUGGACAGGUUUGACUCUUUGUUUACGACUCAUUGUACCACUCGGAAUGAAAAUAAUCUUCAAAUGUCUUAGUAUUAGAUCUAUCAAUCAAAGAACAGUAAUUUUAGUUGUUGAAGUUUCUCUGCAAAGAAAACUUGUCAGAGUAUGGUCCGCAUUGUGGUCGAUAAACUUAUUUUCAAAAGUGACAACAAUGACUAUUGCUAUGCAACGUGCAGCAACUCGUCUCUAUUGUAUCUUAUUGUAUGGAUGUCUCAUUUCUAUUCUUCUAUUUUUUAGUUUUCAGCAACAAACAUAUUCGGAAACUAUUUCGACACCGAAUGCAUCCAUCGUGAACGCAUUGUAUCAACAAACCAAUAUUUUCUCUCUUAAAUGUCCUUGUUCACAAAACUCGGUACCGUACAGUAUGUUCGUAUCAAUCUCAUCAGUUCGACAUACCAUAUGCACGAGUACUUUUGUUACCAUUCCAUGGUGGAAUAGUGUCUUUAAUAAUCGGACUGAUUCGGAUCAGUCACUUUUCAGCACUCAUAUGAGACUUCUCUCCUCCAUGUGUCAAGUAACUCAAAAUACAAUCGAUGAUGCUAUACAUGUUUUGAUUGCUAAUAAACUCAUCAGUUUCCAAGUUAUACCACAAGAUACCGUUGUAGCCCAAACGAAUACUAUCAUUACGACAUUUCUUAAGCAAACAUCCGUUGAUUUUCAACAUACACUUACGUUUAUCGUCGAAAACUUUCGAGCAAACCAAUUUAUGAACAUGCUUUUGUCUAACUGGCAGAUUGAGCUGACAAAUUCUGAAGAACAAUAUUUAAUCAAUACAGUUCCUCGUACAUUUCCGAUCUGGAAUAGUUCAUUCUCUUGCUCAUGCGAUCGUUCAUCAGCAUGCUCAACGCCACUCAUAUUUUCUACAAACACAUCAUAUCCCGGUAUAUUUCGAGGUUGUUUAGUUAUCGAUGGGUUACGCUUAUCAACACUCGAAUGUUUCUCGCAAACGGCUUGUCUUACUCGACUGCUUGCUGAUUUGGCCAUUGAUCGAACUAGAUUUAAUCUUGUUUCUCUUGAUGCAUCGCUAAUUAAAAACACAACAUUACCGAUUGGAGAACUAAUUGAUGCACUUUUUGUUGAAGAAUGGAAGACAGCUAUCAACUAUACUAGUUACUUUUCUACUUGUGCACCUUUAUGGUGUAAAUACUCGUUCAGUCAACGUAAGAAUACUCUUGAUAUUAUUAACACCUUAUUUGGUGUAUACGGUGGUUUAACUAUAAUAUUUCGAUUUCUUACACCGAUUGCAGUAAAAUUAUAUGGACAAUUGCGUACAAAUAACGUGGGUGUGAGUGGAAAUGGAAGAUAG